Molecule: messenger RNA, 1080 nt
Organism: Neoarius graeffei (lesser salmon catfish)
Lineage: Eukaryota; Metazoa; Chordata; Actinopteri; Siluriformes; Ariidae
Product: B2 bradykinin receptor
Exons: 1
Coding region: 1-1080 (359 amino acids)
Biological process (GO): neutrophil chemotaxis; G protein-coupled receptor signaling pathway; immune response
Cellular component (GO): membrane
Molecular function (GO): bradykinin receptor activity
Source: RefSeq, a predicted model, not a curated record
AUGAUGGAGUUGAACUUGUCACUCAUGGAGUUGCACGUGGAUAACUGCACCUACCACACGGCGUGGGAUUGGAUCUCAUCCCUUCAGCCUUUGUGGUUAUCAGUAAUCAGCAUCUUGGGGCUGCUGGGGAACGGUUUAGUGCUGUCGGUGUUCUGCCUGCAGAGGAACCCGUGCUCUGUGCCUGACGUGUACCUGGGGAACCUGGCGUUGGCCAACCUGGUCAUGGUUCUGUGUCUUCCCUUCUGGACUGUGACCAUCGCUCAGGAUUACGAGUGGAGCUUCGGACAGAGGCUUUGCAAGCUCAUCAACACGGCCAUUUCCAUGAACUAUUUCUGCAGCAUCCUCUUCCUGGUUCUGGUCAGCGUGGAUCGUUAUUUGGCGCUUGCCAGAACAAUGAGCCGCAGCAGGCUGAGACAGUCAUCCUGGGCCAAGCGGAUCUGCUUGGGAAUUUGGAUUUUUGGAUUCCUGGUUAGUAUUCCGACGUUAAUCUUCCGUGAAGUACACUACUUUCCACAGCUUGGUAUCCAUGCGUGCUACUUGGUGUUCCCUCAUCCUGGAUGGAAGGUCCAGAGAAACCUGAGUAGCAUCGUGCUGGGAUUUGCGAUACCUUUACCAAUCAUUGUGUUCUGCACUUAUCACAUCGUUAAAGCUCUCAAUGACAGCAAUUUCAGGUUCAUCCCUGGAGUCCGGACAGAAAAACGGGCCACGCAUCUCGUGCUAACGGUUCUGGCUGUGUUUCUGUUCUGCUGGACACCACACCAGGUCGUACGCCUGCUGGAUACACUGGAUUAUUAUCAGAUCACGCCCAGAGGAUGUUUAUUUGCGCAUGUCUUAGACAUUAGCGAGCAGUGCUCCACAUACCUGGCAUACGCUGACAGUGCCAUUAACCCGUUCUUGUAUGUGGUCGUCGGGAAACACUUCAGGAAACGAGCUAAAGGUGUGUUGAAACAGUUUAUCAGUCCUGGACAGAAGGACAGCACUCCUAACAGCACGCUAGCUAGCAGGUUCAGCGAGAGGCGGAAAGACUCCUCAGUCAUUGAUAAGAGAGUGAUUGUGUCUGUGCACAUCUUACCAAGAUAA